AGGUUUCUCCCCUCCCGCCGCCCGAGCGAGCGACACGGCUGCUGCCCCCCUCCCCUCCCUCCCUUCCCUUCCCUCCCAUCCCCCCCUCCCCGAGACCCACCGGACCCCGAACCCAGAGUGAAGCUCCCAAGCCCCCCCAGUCCCCCCAGCCCCAGACCUGGCAUCAUGCAUCGGACCACACGGAUCAAAAUCACGGAGCUGAACCCUCACCUCAUGUGUGCCCUCUGUGGGGGAUACUUCAUUGAUGCAACCACUAUUGUGGAGUGCUUGCAUUCCUUCUGCAAAACUUGCAUCGUGCGUUACCUGGAGACCAACAAAUACUGCCCCAUGUGUGAUGUGCAGGUCCAUAAAACCCGACCGCUGCUGAGUAUCAGAUCUGACAAAACCCUCCAAGACAUAGUCUACAAAUUGGUCCCUGGGCUUUUCAAAGAUGAGAUGAAACGGCGACGAGAUUUCUACGCAGCGUACCCCCUGACAGAGGUCCCUAAUGGCUCCAAUGAGGACCGCGGUGAGGUCUUGGAGCAGGAGAAGGGGGCGCUGAGUGAUGACGAGAUUGUCAGCCUCUCCAUCGAGUUCUACGAAGGUGUCAGGGACCGGGAGGAGAAGAAGGGCCCCCUGGAGAAUGGGGAUGGGGACAAGGAGAAGCAGACAGGGGUGCGCUUCCUGCGAUGCCCAGCAGCCAUGACCGUCAUGCACCUUGCCAAGUUCCUUCGCAACAAGAUGGAUGUACCCAGCAAGUACAAGGUGGAGGUUCUUUAUGAGGACGAGCCCCUAAAGGAAUACUACACCCUCAUGGAUAUCGCCUACAUCUACCCCUGGCGACGGAAUGGCCCUCUCCCUCUAAAGUACCGUGUUCAGCCAGCCUGCAAGCGACUCACCUUGCCCACAGUGCCCACUCCUUCAGAGGGCACCAACACCAGCGGGGCAUCCGAGUGUGAGUCAGUCAGCGACAAGGCUCCUAGCCCUGCCACCCUGCCGGCCACUUCCUCCUCCCUACCCAGCCCUGCCACUCCCUCCCAUGGCUCUCCCAGCUCCCACGGCCCCCCAGCCCCCCACCCUACCUCCCCCACUCCCCCUUCGACAGCCAGUGGGGCCACCACAGCUGCCAACGGGGGUGCCUCGAACUGCCUGCAGACACCAUCCUCCACCAGCAGGGGGCGGAAGAUGACUGUCAACGGAGCUCCUGUGCCCCCUUUAACUUGAGGAAAGGGGUCCUUUCCCUCCUUUGCAGCCACCUCUCCCUCCUUUCACUUUUUCUGGGCCUUUUUUCCACCUCUUCUACUUUACCCAGCUCCUCCCACCGUAGAAGUGGGAGGUGGGUUUUAUAAAUAAAUCUAUAUAUAUAUAUGUACAUAGGAAAGACCAAAUAUACAUACUUAUUUUCUAUGGACCAACCAGAUUAAUUUAAAUGCCACGGAGCGGUGGGGAGAACUGUGUGUGUGUGUGUGUGUGUGUGUGUUUCAUUUUUAGGGGGUCUUGUGUAGUUUGCUCUGCUCUUUGGGGGUUGCCUGGAGGUGAAUUCAAGGGGCCACUGGAAGUUGGGUAAAGCCCUACUCCAUUUCUCCCUGUUUCCCAAGGCAGAUGGGAUGUUGAGGGACCCCACCAGCCCCCAAAGCUUUAGACACAGCUCUAUCUGGCCCGGUACGGGGUCCACCAUGUUUCUCUACCCAUCUUGGCUGCUGUCCUGCCCCUGCCCAGCCCCCCAUUGCUGAAUGUCCAGAGAUUUUUGAAGACAGUGCCUUUUACAAGUGCAGUUUGUCCCCUGGAUCUGAGGAGCAAGUGGGCAGCGAGAAGGCAUCUCCCUCACCUCCUCAUGCAGUGGAAAUCUUGUGCAAAGACUAGAUAGUUCGGCCCUUUUCCCCUGUGUGUGUGGCCUUUGCAUCAUUUAUCUUGUGGAAGAGAAGAUUCAGGCAUGGGGGAUCCCAGCCCUGGAAAGUCCAUGUGUGGCUUUAGCAACAUGAACUGCUUCGCCCCUUCCUGCCCCUACCCUGGCCCAGGACCCUUACUUUCAAGACUGGUGGUGAAGCCUCACUUGGAGACCCAGAACGGAGGGGCAGGGAUGAGGUUAACCUCAGACAAGCACAGACCCCAGGUUCUGCCAAAGGCAAAUAGUCCUCCAGCCCCCCUCCUCACCCCCAGCUGAGGCCGAGUCAGGACAGUGACAGAGGCAUCUAGAAGCACAACUCUGAGAGGUCAAAAGAGCGCCCCCUCAGGGGCAGGCCCCAGCAGACCCCUGCCCACCUGGUUUUCCUCCAAUGUACAUAGAUCUGGGAGGAGGCCAGACUGUCACAAGGAGGUGUGUGGGGUUGGGAGCCCCCAUGGCUUUGUCUGUACCUUGUCCUGUUUGAGGUCCUGUGACUGUACCCUCCUCUUGCACUGGGACAUUUGUAUUUCUUGGCUUUGUAAUAAAUGCUGCAUCCUC
Messenger RNA from Marmota monax (woodchuck), 2422 nucleotides. RefSeq names its product polycomb group ring finger 2 (gene Pcgf2). The transcript has 10 exons. Gene Ontology annotation, molecular function: promoter-specific chromatin binding. The record is from RefSeq and is a predicted model, not a curated record. The coding region runs from base 166 to 1203 and encodes 345 amino acids. Gene Ontology annotation, cellular component: PRC1 complex. Gene Ontology annotation, biological process: negative regulation of transcription by RNA polymerase II. NCBI's taxonomy places the organism in Eukaryota, Metazoa, Chordata, Mammalia, Rodentia, Sciuridae.